AUGGCAUCGUCCUCGGACGCAGCCCUCACCAUCACGACCACCAGCGUGUGCACCGCCCUUAUCCUCGCCCGCUGUGCCUACCGCGUGGUCUUCCGAUGCCACAUCCACCGAACCUGUCAUCGCCGGUGGCGCAUUGACGACUUCUACAUGACCAUUGCCAUCCUGCCUCUCAUCGGUCGCGCUCUGUGUAUUCUCUACUCGUUCGAACUCAACCCGAACCAUACCUACGAUCCUGCCACCGAAGCCGAGGCCGAAACAUGGGGCCAGAGCGUCGCCGAAAUUGAUGCCCGUCGGGAGCUUUCGCAUAAGCUUCUCAUACCUGCGCGGAUCUUCUAUGCGCUGUUUUUAUGGUGUCUGAAGCUGGGGCUACUGGCCUUUUAUUCGCGCUUCAUAGAUGUGUUCCGCUGGGGCAAAACUGUUGCCGAUACGCUCUGGUGGUUCAUCGUCGUCACUUUUGUCGCUGUUUUAAUCACAAUUCUGGCGGAAUGCCGUCCGCUGUCGCUAAUGUGGACGCUCAAUCGCGACGAUAACAGUAAUACUCUCAAAUUCGCCACCCUCAGGAUGUCAGCUAACGUGCUUACAGAAGCCGCAUGCAAUCGCGCAGUGGGAAACUUGAUCUUGAUGGCGGUUUGCAACAUCGUCCUAAACAUAGCUCUAAUAAUUCUGCCUUUUCCGAUGCUAAGACAUCUACGACUUGAUCUCAAAGAAAAAUUACAACUUGGUAUCCUCUUCAGCGUGGGCGCUGUCCUGGUCGCCAUCACCAUCCUCCGCCUCCCCCUCAUCCUCAACGAAUCUGUUUCUCAAAAGUCUCGAUCAUUGUGGGCUUCAAUUGAGAUUAUGUGCGCCUGCGUGGUCGCGAACACACCUUUCUUCUACGCUCUUGUAAAAGACUUGAAACGACAACACGAUGACCGGCCGGAAAGAUCACCGUCAAAUGCUACAAACCAGGGGGACUUCUAUGAUCUACCAAGUUUACCAUCGUCCGCUGGUGCGCAAAUGCCUGUUGUGUUAUCGCCUGAUACGUCCAAGGCCACGGUGAAGUAUUUCGAGACUGUAUAG
Molecule: messenger RNA, 1059 nt
Organism: Fusarium sp. VM40
Lineage: Eukaryota; Fungi; Ascomycota; Sordariomycetes; Hypocreales; Nectriaceae
Source: the annotation of a GenBank genome assembly